AUGGAUCAGAUUCAUGCUAAUCCUGCAGUUAUGGAAAAGCUGGAGAAAGUUAGUAAGAUUAUGAUCGAGAAGAAUCUCAUUAAUAGCGACAACCACGAUGCCAAUGGUCAGCGAAGUUUCAAACCAAUGCAAAUGAUCAAGAUUCUAAUGGAUAAGGAUCUGAGACUUGCCAUGAAUGAAUUCAAAAGUUCCCUGGACAAGGCAGGUAUUCAGCUCGGUCCGGAUCAAUUGGCACCUCUAAUGACGGUCCUGGGCAUUGAAAAGGAAAAGAAAUAA
Molecule: messenger RNA, 276 nt
Organism: Nakaseomyces glabratus
Lineage: Eukaryota; Fungi; Ascomycota; Saccharomycetes; Saccharomycetales; Saccharomycetaceae
Gene: DPC13
Product: Dpc13p
Source: RefSeq, a predicted model, not a curated record